GCUGGGUCAGCCUGUAUACCUACAAUAUAGUCGGAUUAAAUUGAUAUAAAAAAGGUUAAAUGUUCAAAAAAAAACGUAAAAACUUUAUGACAGAUAGAAUUUGUUAAACAUUUUUUCCAUGUUCUUUGUGUCUUAUCCUACUCGUCAUUUUUCUCUAGAGUGCGAGUUCUCAAACACUCUGUAUAAUAAGUUCUUAAUAUUACAUCUUGUGCUGUAGUUAACAUUAAUAAAAAUCAUGAAUUUCAGAAAUCAACAAAACAAAAGUAUUAUUCACUAAGGUCUUUACAUAUUUAAAAAAGUAUUAUUUGAAGGAAAGCAAAUUAAUGUUCGUAUUUUAUCGUCUGAGGCACAGCAUUGUAGUCAACUUAAAUUACACAAAACCACAUCCUCUGAUAGUAUUCUCCUUCUCAUUUCUAUUUUGUCGAAAGCGAAUAUAAUGAAUACCCUUACUGCUACUAUUUAUGUUGUAGUUGGAGCCGAGGUUAUUCUCAUUAAACGAAUCCAGAUGUGACGUAUAUUGUUACCUUCUCAUUCUAGUCUCUAACAUAACAGCAGCUAUCACUUAGCAGUGGCGUGAUAUACCUCUUUGGACUUUAGUAUUAACUAAUAAGGAAAAAUUGCGCUUAUACAAAUUUCGAAAUAUGCAUAGUACAACUCCUUAAAACCAUAAAUAAAACAAUUUUAGAUCGUGUUUAUCAAUUUAAGAUUACAACUACAAUGAAUCACUAAAAAAGGCUUGAAAUAGUGCGGAGUACUGAAAAAUUGACUAGUUAUUAAUCAUAAUGAAAUUUGCACUAGCGUUUUUAUUCUUUUUGGUUUACAAUGUCCAAAGCGCUAAAAUUUUGGGUGUGUUUCCUAUACCAGCACCCAGUCAUUAUAUCCUAGGCAGUAGGCUAAUGAGGGCUCUAGCUGAAAAAGGGCACGAUGUUACCGUAAUUAAUCCCUUUGGUGAAAAGAAUCCGCCAAAAAAUGGAAAAUAUAAAGACAUUUUGCUUACUGGAUUCAAAGAAAUGGCUGAUGAAAGAAGAAAACAACAAAGCUUUUUUGAACGAGACGUUUCAAAUCCUUUCCUUACGCUAGGAUCUAUGAAUGCAAUGGUAUUAGAAAUGACUGAACUUACACUUAAUCACACGAACUUUAAAAAGUUUAUAAAUUCAAAGGAAAUUUUUGAUGUUGUUAUAGUAGAGCAAUUUAUGAACGAAGCUCUCAAAGCACUCGCCCCACAUUUUAAAGCACCUUUAAUAACUUUAAGUACAGUCGGUGCGAAUGCUUGGGUUAAUUUAUUGGAAGGGAAUCCAGCACCGCCUUCAUAUGUGCCCCAUGUCAUUUUGAGCUACUCAAGUAACAUGAGUUUUUACGAAAGAACAGUUAAUUCAUUGAUGAGUGUUUAUACCCAAUUACUGAACCAAUUCUACGUAUUUCCUAAACAUGGAGAACUUGUCAAAAAAUAUUUUCCGAAUGCUCCACCUCUCGACGAUAUUAUCUACAAUACCUCAAUUGUCUUGAUUAAUUCUCAUCAAAGCACCAACCAGCCGGUACCAUACGUACCAAAUAUGAUUGAAAUAGGGGGCUUUCAUGUAAAACCACCACAAAAACUACCCAAAGACAUUCAGGAAUUUUUAGACGGUGCCAAAAACGGUGUUAUUUAUUUCAGUCUGGGAUCAAAUAUUCACAGCUCUCAAUUACCACCAGAAAAACGUGACGCUUUUCUCAAAACUUUUUCGAAGUUGGAACAAAAAGUUUUGUGGAAAUGGGAAGAAGACGUUCUUCCGGGACAACCACCAAAUGUGAAGUUGGGAAAAUGGUUGCCCCAGCAGGAUAUUUUAGCACACCCAAAUGUGAAACUGUUUAUCACUCAUGGUGGUCUCUUAAGUACCACAGAAACAAUCUACCAUGGCAAACCAGUACUAGCUAUUCCAAUUUUUGGUGAUCAAAAACUGAAUGCUAAGAAUAUAUACAACAAUGGGUUCGGUUUGUACUUAUAUUACGAAGACUUAACCGAAGAAAAUCUAACUAAAAAAUUGAACGAAUUGCUCUCAAAUCCAAAAUAUGCAAGAAACGCCAAAAAACGAUCUGAAAUUUUUCACGAUCGCCUUGUCAAACCUAUAGACACUGCCAUUUAUUGGGUGGAAUACGUCAUCAGACACGGAGGAGCACCCCAUUUGAAAGUUGCAGCAAUAGGUUUACCUUGGUAUAAGUAUCUUCUUUUCGAUGUGAUUGUUUUUGUAUCAGUAAUAAUUGUAUUUUUGGUUUUUAUGUUAUUUAAAUGUGUAAAAAUCGUUGCUGCUCUCAGCUGCCAUAAGCAAAAGAAAGAAAAAUUGAAGAACCAUUAAUUUUAAAUGUAAGUAUUUAUUAAAAAAAUAAUUAUAUUAUAUUUUUUUAAUUUAAAUUAAAUUAUAUUUUUAUUUUUUACAAGAUUGCGUAAUAAAUAAUGAGUCUACUCGUAAUAAUCAAGUCAACAAUAUGUGCUUUUGUCAUCUUUUCAAAAAUCUCUACGGUAAUACUAAUAACUUAAUACGUAUUAAUUAUGAUUAAGCUCAACAGUUACAUCACAGCGUACACGAGUCUUUAUGAUAUUUUAUUAAUUAUUGAAGUAAGUAACAUGUAAGAAUUAAUAAAAAAAAACAACCUUACAACAAACCAUGACUUUUUUGUAAACUACAGUACGCGUACAGUUGGAGACAAAAU
Molecule: messenger RNA, 2688 nt
Organism: Tribolium madens (black flour beetle)
Lineage: Eukaryota; Metazoa; Arthropoda; Insecta; Coleoptera; Tenebrionidae
Product: UDP-glycosyltransferase UGT5-like
Exons: 5
Coding region: 783-2333 (516 amino acids)
Molecular function (GO): UDP-glycosyltransferase activity
Source: RefSeq, a predicted model, not a curated record